AUGGGUAUCAAAGUCCUAGCAUACUUUGUGAUCUUGUGCUCGUCUCUGAUAAAUUAUGAAAUAGAAGGCAUUCAAUUUUCUAAACAAGAAGAACUUCAAUGGGUCAAUCAAUUUAAGCUCCUCAAAAAGCCAAGUGUUAAGGCAAUCAAGACAAAAUAUGGAGAAUUGUAUGAUUGCGUGGACUUCUACAAACAACCUGCAUUUGACCAUCCUCUAUUGAAAACCCAUUCAUCCCAUCCUCAGAUGAGACCAAGUUUUAUACCAGAAUGGACAACAACUAGAAAUGUAGUAUUGGUAGAGAAUAUGCAAUUACCGGAUGAAGGAUGCCCUGAGGGAACUGUUCCAAUCAGACGAUGGAGUAAAGAUGAAUUUAUCCAAAUAUCGCGAUUUACAAAAGAUUAUGUUUCUAGAUCGAAGUCUAACGCUAAUCUGCAACAACCAGGAACUCAUUUUGCAAUUGUUCAAACAAAUUCCGACCCAAGUAAAGUGAAAUACUAUGGUGUAAAAUGUGAUUUAAGUGUUUAUAAUCCACAUGUUACGUCACAACAAUAUUCAUCAGGAGAAAUGAUCAUUCAAAAUGGCAACGAUCGAAUACAAGUUGGUUGGACGGUUAAUCCAGCAUUAAAUAAAGAUAAUCGUACACAUCUUUUUCAAUACUUUAAUGCUGGUCAAUCACAUUGUUUCAACAUGUUGUGCCCUGGAUUCAUCAGCGUCAAUAAAGAUUUUCCUGUUGAUCUUGUCAUAAGAAACACAUCGAGAAGAGGAAGUUCGGUAAUAUUUGCUAUGGGCCCCUUUGUUUACCAGGAUCCUAAAACAGGGCAUUGGUGGCUUCAAGUACACGACGUAGUCAGACCAGACAACAUUCUUGGUUAUUGGCCGCGAGAGCUAUUCACCGGUUUGGCUAGCGGCGCGACUUACAUUGCGGUUGGUGGAGAGGCAUAUAGCCCACCUGGUCAGCCUCUUCCUCCCAUGGGAAACGGCUAUUACCCGGUUGAAGAUGCUACAUUAUCUGCAUUUUGUUCUAGUUUUGGGGUUUUAGAUGCAAAUCGUAAACAGGUUAGCCCUCAACAAACUGAAAAGUAUACCGAUAAUUGGCAUUAUGGAGUCUAUGAUAGGGAACAUUAUGACCAUUUCGGAAGAACCGUCUUCUUCGGUGGUACUACUAUGUAA
Molecule: messenger RNA, 1170 nt
Organism: Spinacia oleracea (spinach)
Lineage: Eukaryota; Viridiplantae; Streptophyta; Magnoliopsida; Caryophyllales; Amaranthaceae
Exons: 7
Coding region: 1-1170 (389 amino acids)
Source: RefSeq, a predicted model, not a curated record